AUUUUUCUUGUCAGUCUGUAAGAAACAUCUGGUGUCCUCAUCUACCGGCGCAUUCUUCUGUAACUUUGUUCGCGAUGGCUGGCAUCUUCGAGGGCCCGCGCAGCGGUGGGACAUUGUUUCUUGGUGGUCAAAAAAUCAGUGGCCAGGACAUUCGCGACCAAAAUGUCCUCGCAACGCAGGCAAUUGCAAAUGUUGUCAAAUCCUCGUUUGGCCCUUCCGGCUUGGACAAAAUGAUGGUGGACGACAUCGGAGACGUCACAGUCACCAAUGAUGGCGCAACAAUUCUCAGUCUGCUCGACGUCGAGCACCCCGCCGGGAAGAUUCUGGUCGAUUUGGCUCAACAGCAAGACAAAGAGGUGGGAGACGGCACUACAUCCGUUGUCCUGCUUGCUGCCGAACUCCUUCGACGGGCGAACGAUCUCAUGAAGAACCGCAUACAUCCUACGGUCAUCAUCACCGGGUACCGGCUGGCUCUGCGAGAAGCAGUCAAAUACAUGCAGGAAAAUAUCAGCACAAAAGUGGAAACCCUUGGAAGAGAAAGCCUGGUUAAUAUUGCCAAAACGUCAAUGUCAAGCAAGAUAAUUGGCGCAGAUGCGGACUUUUUCGGCAAUAUGGUGGUCGAUGCCAUGUUGGCAGUCAAGUCGGUCAAUGCACAAAAGAACGAAGUCAAGUAUCCGGUCAAAGCAGUCAACAUCCUCAAAGCACACGGCAAGAGCGCGACAGAAUCCAUACUCGUCAAGGGCUAUGCGUUGAAUUGUACUGUCGCAUCCCAAGCCAUGAAGACGAGAAUCACAGAUGCAAAGAUUGCUUGCCUCGACAUGAAUCUACAAAAGGAACGAAUGAAGCUUGGCGUACAGAUCACAGUCGAAGACCCCCAGCAACUGGAAAAGAUCCGCGAGCGAGAAGCUGGCAUUGUCCUCGAACGAGUGGAAAUGAUCCUGAAGGCAGGAGCAAAUGUGGUACUGACCACGAAAGGAAUCGAUGAUCUGGUCCUCAAGCUGUUCGUGGAACGUGGCUGCAUGGCUGUGCGGCGAUGUAAGAAAGAAGACUUGAGGCGGAUAGCGAAGGCGACGGGUGCAACUCUCGUCAGCACGCUAUCUGAUUUGAAUGGAGACGAGAAAUACGAGAAAGAACUUCUGGGCUACGCCGAGGAGGUGGUUCAAGAACGCAUCUCGGACGAUGAAUGCAUUCUUGUGAAAGGAACAAAGGCUUUUUCGUCGGCAUCGAUUAUUCUUCGAGGAUCAAACGAUUAUCAACUUGACGAAAUGGAACGAUCUGUGCACGAUUCACUCUCCGCGGUCAAACGGACCCUAGAAUCCGGCAGCAUUGUCCCUGGAGGUGGCGCCGUGGAGACGGCAUUACACAUUUACCUGGAAGAAUUCGCCAUGACCGUUUCCUCUCGGGAACAGCUAGCAAUUGGAGAAUUUUCGCAAUCCCUUUUGAUCGUCCCGAAAACUCUAGCCGUCAACGCAGCAAAGGAUGCCUCAGAACUUGUCGCUCAGCUACGUGUGCGCCACGCAUUAAGCCAGAGAGUCCAAGACGGAGAUGCCAACGAGAGAGAAAAGGACAUUGCCAAAAAGCGACAAUACAAGAAUUACGGUUUGGACCUGAUGCGUGGUAAGGUUGUGGAUGUCGUCAAGAUGGGUGUCUUGGAGCCCAGCAUGAGCAAGGUGAAGCAGCUCAAGAGUGCCGUGGAGGCUUGCAUCGCCAUUAUGAGGAUUGAUACAUUGAUCAAACUCGACGCCCCAGAGCCACACGGGGAAGACGAUGGCCAUGGGCAUUGAAAAGGGUAGGGGCUGAGGUACAGAGGUACAUGACAUGGCGCCAUGAAAAGCGAGGACCUGGAUCGGCAUUGACUACAAGUCAAAACGCAUAUACGCCCCAGAGCGAGCACAUCCCCACCGUCGCGUUGGUGGACAAGGAUGGAAAAACACUUCCCCAACCAUACAGAGCAGAGCACAAUGUUGCAGCCGUUCGGGCGGGAACAUGGUCCGUUGAGAUAUUUGGAGUCCGCAAGGCGAGCCGUGACGACAGGAAAUGCUCUCAGAUCUUGCGCGAAGGUGUCGAAGAGUGAAGAGUGCAAGCCAUGAUUGAUGUAGUUAUGACGAGGAGAAGAGAACUGGAGGCAGCAACCAGCCAAAUGAGAAAAAAUUGCACGAGGAUAGCGCAAGUCAGCGCUGACUCUAGUGUCUUCCACACGAAAUUACUCCAUAGAUAGGAAAGAAAACAAUGCACUCAUCCUGCGUCAGAGCUUCAUUCUUUGGGUGAUAAUGAUUACUUCCAUCUUCU
Molecule: messenger RNA, 2289 nt
Organism: Cladophialophora immunda
Lineage: Eukaryota; Fungi; Ascomycota; Eurotiomycetes; Chaetothyriales; Herpotrichiellaceae
Product: T-complex protein 1 subunit alpha
Exons: 1
Coding region: 75-1784 (569 amino acids)
Biological process (GO): protein folding
Cellular component (GO): chaperonin-containing T-complex
Molecular function (GO): ATP-dependent protein folding chaperone; ATP binding; ATP hydrolysis activity
Source: RefSeq, a predicted model, not a curated record